This is a messenger RNA of Bathycoccus prasinos, 810 nucleotides long. RefSeq lists its product with no specific name. Gene Ontology annotation, molecular function: sphingosine-1-phosphate phosphatase activity. The record is from RefSeq and is a predicted model, not a curated record. The coding region runs from base 1 to 810 and encodes 269 amino acids. Lineage: Eukaryota; Viridiplantae; Chlorophyta; Mamiellophyceae; Mamiellales; Bathycoccaceae. The transcript has a single exon.
AUGAAAACGACGACGAAACCGUUCUCAUUGACGUACGUGAGAUACCCAAUAAUUGACGACUCCUAUUAUUUCAAAGGCAAAUUCUUAGCCAUCGCUUCUUUAUCUCCAAUCUUCACGGUCGCGCACACCAUCGCCUGUUUCUGUUCCCAACGAGAACUGUUCGAUUUCACCUUAGUGGUUGGAAUAUUCUUAAACGAAUGCUUAGCGCAGCUGUUAAAACACUACUUGCAACAGGAGAGACCGAAAUCGUGUCAGAGAUUGGAUUUUUGCGACACGCACGGGAUGCCGAGUUCGCACGCGCAGUUGGCGUUUUUUAACAGCGCGAUGUCGGUUUUGGUGUUGUUGAGGAGGUGGAAACACGCGAAGAAAUAUCGAGGAGAGGGAGAAAAAGCGGGAGUGGAUGUGUCAUCUUCUGUGCUUUCGUUGAUGACUGUUCCAAUAGCAGUAAUCGUGGGGUAUUCUAGAGUCGAGUUAGGGUACCACACGAUCGAGCAAGUCGUCGCGGGUGCCGCGAUUGGGUUGAUGUUUGGUUCGAUGUGGUUUCUCGUCACGACGAGAGUGUUCGCGAAGCAGUUUUCUGAGUUGGUGAAAGAGGACGACGAUCACGCGAGUAACAGCGCCAGGGUUCGGGGGAAGAAAAGACGAAGAUUUGGAAAGUUACUGAGGGAGACGCUGAACAUGAGAGACUCAUCGAUGUGUGCGAACCCGUUGACGAUUUCGAGAGAGAGGGUGGAGCUGGAAAAUUUCGCGUUUCCGAUGAAAGAUGUCGUCGGUUUGUUAAAUACCCCGUCCUUAAAGAAAGUAGAUUAG